Messenger RNA from Daktulosphaira vitifoliae (grape phylloxera), 1597 nucleotides. RefSeq names its product tRNA-dihydrouridine(16/17) synthase [NAD(P)(+)]-like (gene Dus1). Gene Ontology annotation, molecular function: flavin adenine dinucleotide binding; tRNA dihydrouridine synthase activity. Lineage: Eukaryota; Metazoa; Arthropoda; Insecta; Hemiptera; Phylloxeridae. Gene Ontology annotation, biological process: tRNA processing. The record is from RefSeq and is a predicted model, not a curated record. The transcript has 10 exons. The coding region runs from base 173 to 1582 and encodes 469 amino acids.
AAGUCACAACCACAAUUAUUACAAAUCUUAAUAAAUGUUAACUAUUGCUGUAUUUCUGAAAUUUUAUGAAGUUUAAAUUUUCUACUUAAAAGAAUUGUAUAUUUUAGUUUUAAAUUAUAAUUAUUAUAGAUUUUAUUGUAAUUUGGUUUAAUUGAUUCUGUUUCUUAAAGAAAUGAAUUCACCAGUAGAUAAUGUUUGGGAAAGACUAGGAAAACCAAAAUAUAUUUUGGCUCCAAUGGUUGAACAAAGUGAAUUGGCUUGGCGAAUGCUUUCUCGAAAGCAUGGAGCACACUUAUGUUAUGCACCAAUGUUACAUAGCCAAAAUUUUGUACAAGAUAGAAAAUACCGAAGAGAAUUUUUUUCUACUUGCCCAGAAGAUCGUCCUCUUGUUGUCCAAUUUUGUGGUAAUGAUCCUAAAGUAUUAUUAAAAGCUGGUAAAUUAAUUGAAGACAGUUGUGAUGCAAUUGAUCUGAAUUUAGGAUGUCCUCAAGCUAUAGCUAAAAGAGGAUUUUAUGGGUCAUUUCUUCAAGAUGAAUGGAAACUUAUUCGUGAUAUAGUGAAGACGCUAAGAGAAAAUCUCAAAGUACCAGUUACAUGUAAAAUUAGAAUAUUUGAUGAUAUAUUUAAAACUAUAGAGUAUGCCAAAAUGCUAGAAGAAGCUGGUUGUCAAAUGUUAUCAGUUCAUGGUAGAACCCGAGAACAGAAAGGUCGCUUUACAGGCAUAGCUGAUUGGAGUCAAAUAAAAGCUGUUAAAGAAAAUGUGUCAAUUCCUGUCUUAGCUAAUGGAAAUAUCUUAAUUAGUCAGGAUGUACAGAGGUGCUUGGAUGAAACCCUGUGUGAAGGGGUAAUGUCUGCUGAAGGACAUUUGCACAAUCCAUAUAUUUUUGAAAAUAAAACGCCGCCAAUUUGGGAACCUGCUCUUGAAUACUUAGAUCUUAGUGAAAAAUAUCCAUGUGCACUUUCAAACACUAGAGGCCAUUUGUUUAAACUAUGUUAUCAUGCGUUUUGUGACAUGGAAAAUGAAAAUAUUAGAGAAAUUCUUGCCAAAGGACAAAAUCGUAAUGACUUUAGAAAAGCAAUAGUUUUAUUAAAAGAAAAAUAUUUACCUUUUCAUAUAGGCCAUAUGCCUUGGAAUAAUAAUCAAAAGGAUUACAAUUUAAUAUUUCCUCCUUGGCUUUGCCAACCAUAUUUUCGAUUAUUACCAUUGAAUGAACCAGAACAGAAUACUAAUACAGUUAAUUUGAAAACUAAUGAAAAAGAAAAUUUAAAACGGAGUAAUGAAGAUUCUAUCUUUGAAGAAUUACAGUUAUCAAAGAAGAAAAUAAAAAGAUUGAAUAAAAUUAAAAAUAAGUUGAAUAAUCCACGAUGCUUUGAAGAGCUAUGUUCCAACUGCCAAAAUCCAAAAGGUUUAAAAUGUGUAUAUAGUUUUUGUAAAAAAUGUUGCCGAGAUAAAUGCUACUUAGAAAAUGCAGAUUGUAUAGGUCAUCGUAUAAUGAUAAAAACAAAUAAGGAAAUUUUAAGAAAUAAAAAAGAUGAAAAAGAAAAACUAGAUUGUCAACAAAUAUACACCAAAGUCAAUUAAAAAAUUUUUGUAAAU